CUAGUAUCCUCUACCUUUUGUCGUAGCUCUUCGCGAUAGUCUAGACAUCAUGAGGUUCACCGACCUACUCGUUAUCACAGCUACCAUCUCCGGUGCCGUCGCGGCGCCCACGGAGGCUAAGAAGCGCGCCAGCGCCUUUCAAUUCACUGGCGUGAGCGAGUCGGGAGCCGAGUUUGGCAAUACUGCCAUCCCUGGGCAACUCGGUAAGGACUACAUAUGGCCCGAUCAUAAUGCCAUCAACACCUUGAUUCAGAAAGGCUUCAACACUUUCCGGAUCCCGUUUAUGAUGGAGCGCCUCAUCCCAACUCGGCUGACCGGCUCCAUCAACGAGACCUAUGCUGCCGGCCUUGACGAUACCGUCAAGUACAUCACCAGCCAGGGCGCGUACGCUGUCAUCGACCCUCACAACUUCGGCCGCUACUACGGCAACAUCAUUACUGAUGUGGCAGGUUUUGGAGCGUGGUGGACUACGGUGGCGAAACGUUAUGCCACCAACGAGAAAGUCAUCUUCGACACGAACAACGAGUUCCAUGACGAGGAGAACGAUCUCGUAGCCAAACUGAACCAAGCCGCCAUCGACGCCAUCCGAGGUGUCGGUGCGACUUCCCAGUACAUAUUCGCUGAAGGAAAUGCUUGGUCCGGUGCAUGGCAUUGGGUAUCUAGCGGAACUUCAGAAGGCAUGGGCAAGUUAACGGAUCCUCAGGACAAGAUCAUCUACGAAAUGCACCAGUAUCUCGACUCCGAUGGAUCUGGUACCAGCACAGCCUGCGUGUCUACCACCGUUGGCAGGGAGCGCCUGGUCGAGGCUACCGCCUGGCUGAAGGCAAACAACAAGAAGGGCAUCAUCGGCGAGACCGCCGGCGGCUCUAACGCCCAGUGCAUCCAGGCGCUCCAGGGCAUGCUCUCAUACAUGAAAGAGAACUCGGACGUCUGGACCGGCUGGCUCUGGUGGGGUGCUGGCCCAUGGUGGGGGAGUGGUGCGAGCGGAUAUAUCUUCGGGAUGGAGCCUCCUUCCGGAACCGCGUAUACCGGUGUGCUACCGUCUCUCACCCAGUUCAUCUGAGGAGCCGCGCUCUUGGCCAAGUGCGUCCAUCACCUGGGAGCAUUCCUGGUAUGGGCAAUUAUAAGUAGCUACACAAGGCGAAGACCGACAAUAAAGGGAUGUAGAAAUAUCAACACCGCACUCUUCUCAAGAGGCCGGAGUACCAGUAGAAAUGGACAUCUUGACCGGCCCAUCGUUUAAGUGUUGGUAUUCUUUAACUAUAGACUUUAAGCAGCUUCGGUUGGAGAAAGCAAGUGAACAUUAAUCUCCGGCCUAGCGUGCGGAAGAAUGUUUUAGUUGGGACGGAGACGACGAUAUCGUAGACUCCUGAAACUAGUCUUAAAGCAGUACUCUGAUCUGCUAGUUAUCGGGUGA
Molecule: messenger RNA, 1417 nt
Organism: Durotheca rogersii
Lineage: Eukaryota; Fungi; Ascomycota; Sordariomycetes; Xylariales; Xylariaceae
Product: glycoside hydrolase family 5 protein
Exons: 7
Coding region: 50-1063 (337 amino acids)
Biological process (GO): glucan catabolic process
Molecular function (GO): hydrolase activity, hydrolyzing O-glycosyl compounds
Source: RefSeq, a predicted model, not a curated record